GUUUAGUUUUGUUCCAUGUUUUCCUGUGUUCCAUGUUUGUCGUGUGCUCAUUAGGUUGUUGUGUCCACCUGUUCUCGUCUAUUUUGUGUCGACCAAUCAGCUCUCUCCAGCCACUCGUGUCUUGUCCAGGUGUUCCUCGUUGUCUCGUCAAUUUGUUUGUAUUUAGUUCCCUGGGUUCUUUCAGUCCUUGUCGGUUCAUUGUCGUUGUCACAUGUCUUGCCAUGUCAUAGUCGCCAGUUGUUUUUGUCAUAGUCGCCUGUUGUUUUAUCAUUGUGAUUAAAUAUUAUUAUUUUGAGAUUCCCGCACUCCUGCCUUGCCUCCCUGCUUCCCUGCAAUUGGGUCCACCAUGUUCUUGCCUUGCGUUCCUCGCCGUCGCCCUAACCAUGUUCAUGACAGAAUGAACCGACCAGAACAGGACCCAGCGGGAAGAACAUGGCGUCACCCUGGACGCCACCAAACUGCCUCCCACCGUCCUCAGCCUGCCAUCCAUACCUACCCUCCUCCAGCUGAGGAAGCGACUGCAGCUCCCAUUCCGGCUAAUCGGCAGCUGCGCCAGGCUCCCGUUCCGGCUCCUCGGCAGCUGCGCCAGGCUCCCGCACCGGCGGCGCUCGUCCAGCGGCCGCCACCCGUCCUUGUUCCGGCGGCGCUCGUCCAGCGGCCGCCACCCGUCCUUGCUCCAACGGCGCUCGUCCAUCUCUAG
Molecule: messenger RNA, 700 nt
Organism: Phyllopteryx taeniolatus (common seadragon)
Lineage: Eukaryota; Metazoa; Chordata; Actinopteri; Syngnathiformes; Syngnathidae
Exons: 3
Coding region: 347-700 (117 amino acids)
Source: RefSeq, a predicted model, not a curated record